CUCACAAGAGGGAGACUGGCUUUUUCUGAGUUUGUCAGCUCCCCCCAAAAUAGCAGGCAGCGUGUAAAUGUGAACUGAAAUUACGUUUAUCCACUGGAGCCACCGAUAUAGAGUGUCUAUACACGGCGACUGAGUUUGGAGUAAAGAUUGUGGUGUUGAAAAGCAUAUUGCGAAGAAGAAAAGAGUGUAUACAAGAAGAGAGACUGUUGCACAAUGUGCUAGGAGAGUGCGGGAAGAAAUCGUGUUGUUUUUCUGAUAUUGUUGAGGCGUCAGAGAGACCAGAAAGGACGCAGCCAUGGGGCGGAAGAAGAUACAGAUCACCAGGAUCAUGGAUGAGAGGAACAGGCAGGUUACCUUCACAAAGAGGAAGUUUGGCCUGAUGAAAAAGGCCUAUGAGCUGAGCGUACUAUGUGACUGUGAGAUAGCCCUCAUCAUUUUCAACAGCACUAACAAACUGUUCCAGUAUGCCAGCACAGACAUGGACAAAGUGUUGCUGAAAUACACAGAGUACAACGAGCCCCAUGAGAGCCGAACCAACUCUGACAUUGUAGAGGCGCUAAACAAGAAAGAACACAGAGGUUGUGAUAGCCCGGACCCCGAUGCCUCAUAUGUCCUCACUCCUCACACAGAAGAAAAGUAUAAAAAAAUUAAUGAGGAGUUUGAUAAUAUGAUGAGAAAUCAUAAAAUCCCCACAGCAUUGCCUCAGCAGAACUUCUCCAUGCAUGUGGCAGUGCCUGUAUCCAAUCCUAACGCCAUGUACCAGCCAGGAGGGACUCUGGGCAGCCAGGCCCUGGCAGCAGCCGCGGCCUCCCUUAGUGACAUUGGGAUGCUGUCCCCUCCACAGGCCUCUCUGCACAGGAAUGUGGGCUCAAGUGGAGGACCCCAGAGGCCCACCAGUGCAGGAAACGGUUUUGUUAACCCCAGGGGCUCUCCAGGCGUCCUCAGCUCACCCAGUGGCAACGGCCUGGGUAAAGUCAUGCCCACCAAGUCUCCACCACCACCUGGAGGGAACAUGGGAAUGGGAGGCCGCAAGCCAGACCUAAGGGUUGUUAUCCCUCCAUCUAGCAAAGGGAUGAUGCCCCCACUGUCGGAGGAGGAGGAAAUGGAUUUGAACACCCAGAGGAUAAGCAUCUCCCAGUCCAGCCAGCCACUGGGCACUCCAGUAGUGUCUGUCACCACCCCCAGCCUACCCCCACAGGGCCUGGUCUACUCAGGCAUGCCCACCUCCUACAACCCAGCUGAGUUCUCCCUGAGCAGUGCAGAGAUCUCUUCCCUACAGGGCUUCAGCUCUCCCGGGCUCUCACUGGGCUCCAUGUCGGCAUGGCAACAGCAUCAACUGGGCCAGGCAGCUCUUAAUUCUUUGGUUGGUGGAGGUCACCUACCUCAGGGCUCCAACCUCUCCAUCAACACCAGCCAGAGCAUAAACAUCAAGUCCGAGCCCAUUUCGCCGCCACGGGAGCGUGUCACCCCAUCUGGCUUCCCCCAUCAGCAUCUGCAGCAAGGGUCCGGCCGACAGGAAGUCCUGGGACGGUCACCUGCUGACAGCCUCAGCUCCUCCUGUAGCUCUUACGAUGGCAGCGAUCGCGAGGACCACCGGCCAGACUUCCACUCCCCGCUGGGGCUGGGCAGGCCCCCUGCUGGCUCUGAGGACAGGGAGAGCCCCUCGGUCAAGCGCUUGCGCAUGGACACAUGGGUGACAUAAAGAGCCCCGCUGAAGCCUCCAGUCACCAGCCAGUCGGAGAGAGGGGGAGGGGUUAGACAUGGAGAUAAAAGAAAGAGCAAGGGUCCUUAAAGCUAUCAUUAUGAUACUAUUAUUCAACUCCAUUUCAAUUUGUAAGAUGACUUGAGUGGCAAAUGUUACAAGACGUGUCAGAACAUAUCUAAAGUAAAUUCUCAAACUGAUACGGUAAGAUAAAAAAAAUAAAAUCUCAGUUAGCUGGACUGAAUGAUAUACACAAGCAGGUGGUAUCAGGUACUUGGUGCAAUUCAGAUGACAUUUGCUGAAGAGAGAUGUUCAAAGGAAAUUGUUAAACGAUAGGCGGUAGAUUAUUGUAGUCACUGGUCUAGUCAGACACUUACAUGUAGUUGCUGUAUUGCUGUUGUGCUCGCAAGUUGCAAUCAAUCAGAGAGAGUUGUGUUGCUUUCAGGCUGAGGACCCUUACAUAUGAUGUUCACUGCAAGAACUAUCUUUUAAAAUCAUGCUGUAACCACACAAGACCUUUAUCUCAAGUGGCCUCUUGUAAGUUAUUGAUUCAGAUACAGAGGACGCCGAGUUAAUUAAGACUAUACGGGAAUUUGGAUCACACAGUAAAUAAUAACAGUUGAGACUACUUUAGUGAACAAAUGAAAACAAAUACAGUUUUUACUCGAGGUAAAAAACAAAAUAGCAACCGAAUUUAUUGCAAUAAUGACAUACUAUUCAUUUUAUAAUUUAAAAGAGUAGGAUAUAUAAAUGUGCAAUUAAGAUAAUGCGAACCUGUCCAGUUGAGCUGGUGAGAAAAAUCAACAUGUUCACAUUUGUGUAACAGUUCAUCAGUAAUAUAAGCCAAAGCUGUUCUUUUGUGUUGUUUUGUACAGUUGCUACCGUUUCCUAACAUGUUACUCAAAGCACCAUUUCUGUCAUCAGUUUUAGGGGUUUUUGUGCUUUAUUGCAAACAGUGUAAAGUCGUAUAAAACAGAUCUUGAAUCGAUAUCUAAAGCCAUGAACAUUUGCUGUUCUGUUUGUAUAAUUGAUCAUUUGAGCCAAACAUUUUCUUUUGUUGUGUAUAUAGCGACUUUAAUAUAUAUCACCAGGGUGUGAGUACAUACUGAAUGUACUGUACCAACACCGUUUUCAAGAAAAGUAUAUUUUUGUGGAUUUCAGCCAAGUUUACAAGAGUAGACCCUUAAAAAGUAGAUCUUUCACUGGUCAAUAUUUGCUAUUUUGUUCAUUUUACUGUAAUCUCUUCUAAAUUGGAUUAUCAACAUAAACUCCCAUGUGUUUUUAGUUCCAGAUGGUCAAUUAGUUUUUUCCCUCUCUUUAUUAGUGAUGACUGUUUGUCCUGAAUACAUUGUAAAAGCAAUGCUGUGAGGUUGAAGUUCCACUAUUUUCUAACUUGUGAAGGAUGAUCACAAGGCUCAUAGGGGAAAUAGGGUUUCUUCCCUCCUAGUGUAGUUGUAUACCAGCAGCUGCUGAAUGCACUGCCAACAUUCAAACCCAAGGUCCCAGCCCCACACUGAAGAAUAAUAGAUUGUUAUUGCAUGUAGCUCAACUGAAAGACAUGUCAUCUCUCAAGCCCGUUCCACUAUCCUGGUAUUGGUUCACUGAAUUAAAGCAAAAGACAAAACGUGGCAGAAGUGGCCGCUGACCUUCACACAAAACUGAUCACGCCUGUGCUAAUACACUUAUGUGGUUGUAAAUAUCACAGUCAGUCAUAAUUAUGUACAGAAAUACUCAUGUGUUUCCUUAAUUGGCCCCAGAAAUUGUAUCUUAUAUCAAUGCCCUAUUACUAGUAAGACUACUAUAGGCUUUAGGAGCCGGAAACGUGAAAAUCUGAAGGCUUUGAAGUCAUGUACGCAGAAGGUGUCGCGACGCUUUUAUCACACCGUGCAGAGACAGAGAGGGAAGAAAGGUGCUGUGACUUGUUUUCUUCUUCAUCACCACAGGAGCAAAUAAUUCAGCAGCUAAAUCAGAAACCCAAUGUCAUCGACUCCAAUCUCACUGCUGGAUUGCACACAUUUGUAUGAGAAGUUUGCUGUACGCGAAAGGUAUCGCUCUGCAUUCACCGGGACAUAUCUUGUGUGUGCUUCUGAGGUUUUUCCGCCCCAUCGUCAGCUCCAUGGUAGUUCUCAAUAUACAACCGUAAGGAUCUAUGCAGUUUUAGCCCCAAUUCACAGCACAUAUGCAGAACAUGAUGUCAUUACAGGUCACGUUUAGGCCACAAAGCAUCAGGAAGAAGAGCAUCUGAGGAUUGACUGUUAGCCUCUUAUCCUGAAGUGCCACAUCUGGAGGUUGCUGGACUACAAGUUACAUAUAAUGCAUUUUAUCAAAUGAUUGAUUUGGAUACCCCCGGGGCAAUCUCUUCAUGUUCAUAUACAUUGGUAGACAUACUUUACAUAAUAUGUAGUAAUCCAUAAUGCAAUCCAGUUUAACGAAGCAGGUGAAAAUAGCAAUAAUAAAUGACUACAACAAAAAUAGUCUGCCUGUUUUGGCAGCUCCACCUCAUAGUUGAGCACAUACUUUAGCACUUGAUAACAUAUCAGGGAGUUUUGUAGUUUGUCGAUCUAUAUGCACAGUUAGGAAAUGCCUUAUCCCAAAGAAAAAUUACAUUUACCAUUUAUAUUUAAUUUUCUCUUGUUUAAAAAAACAAAACAAUGCAGAUAUCACUCAAACUUAACCAGACCUGCCUCUUCUCAGAAAAGAGCCACAUAAGGAAAUGCACGGUGAAUGCACGGCGAUACAGUUCACUUUGCUCUUUUGGUCCAUGUCCAAAUUUGUGCACAACUGAUGAAUGUGAAAGGAAAGGGUAAUCAAUGCACCUGUAGAGGACUUUCUUCACUUUGCUGUGUAAAAGUACACCGCUUUGCUUAUUGGCUUUUAUAAACAGAACUAUGUGUUUGGUAAGUGUUUGUAGUUGAUAGUUCACUUAAACUAAAGAAGCUGUUUUCGGUUUGAUUGCUCAGACCGUUUGGCGGCACAAGCUGGACUUUGUUGCCAAUAUUGAAAUUAUUUGUUUCAAAAUUGAAAGAAAUUUUAAGUUAACAUUUUCUUUCCCUUGAAUGUGUUGUUUUAUUUUCAUCAUACAAUAAAUAUUCAAGUGAACUUUUUAUUAAACAAUUAAGAUACUAUGCUAGAUAUUGUUGUACAAAAUUUGUAUUCUUCACAAAAGUACAAAUAUUGGCUUUUAAUGUGUAAUUUAGGUUAUCUCUCUUAUUCUGUAUAAAAUGAAGUAAACAACUCUUGCAUAGAAUUUGUUCUCCUGUGAAGUCCCAAACAGUAGAAACUGUCAACUUUAUUAAACACCUCAGUGUAUGCUCAAUCUGAA
Anarrhichthys ocellatus (wolf-eel) is the source of this 5024-nucleotide messenger RNA. RefSeq names its product myocyte enhancer factor 2aa (gene mef2aa). Bases 296 to 1702 code for a protein of 468 amino acids. The transcript has 10 exons. The record is from RefSeq and is a predicted model, not a curated record. Gene Ontology annotation, molecular function: RNA polymerase II cis-regulatory region sequence-specific DNA binding; protein dimerization activity; histone deacetylase binding. Gene Ontology annotation, biological process: cell differentiation; positive regulation of transcription by RNA polymerase II. Lineage: Eukaryota; Metazoa; Chordata; Actinopteri; Perciformes; Anarhichadidae.